This is a messenger RNA of Canis lupus familiaris (dog), 5059 nucleotides long. RefSeq names its product retinoid X receptor alpha (gene RXRA). The record is from RefSeq and is a predicted model, not a curated record. Gene Ontology annotation, biological process: cell differentiation; positive regulation of transcription by RNA polymerase II; retinoic acid receptor signaling pathway. Gene Ontology annotation, molecular function: retinoic acid-responsive element binding; nuclear steroid receptor activity; nuclear receptor activity. Lineage: Eukaryota; Metazoa; Chordata; Mammalia; Carnivora; Canidae. Gene Ontology annotation, cellular component: RNA polymerase II transcription regulator complex; nucleus. The coding region runs from base 55 to 1458 and encodes 467 amino acids. The transcript is spliced from 10 exons.
CGGGGGCCGCCGCGCUCGCCCCGCCGUCCCGCCCCGGCCGCGGGGGCCGCCGACAUGGACACCAAACAUUUCCUGCCGCUCGACUUCUCCACCCAGGUGAACUCCUCAUCCCUCAACUCCCCCACGGGGCGUGGCUCCAUGGCCGCCCCCUCGCUGCACCCCUCUCUGGGGCCUGGCAUCGGCUCCUCGCUUGGCUCCCCGGGACAGCUGCACUCGCCCAUCAGCACGCUGAGCUCCCCCAUCAACGGCAUGGGCCCACCCUUCUCGGUCAUCAGCUCCCCCAUGGGCCCCCACUCCAUGUCGGUGCCUACCACGCCCACCCUGGGCUUCGGCACCGGCAGCCCCCAGCUCAGCUCCCCCAUGAACCCCGUCAGCAGCAGCGAGGACAUCAAGCCGCCGCUGGGCCUCAAUGGUGUCCUCAAGGUCCCGGCCCACCCCUCAGGGAACAUGGCGUCCUUCACCAAGCACAUCUGUGCCAUCUGUGGGGACCGCUCCUCAGGCAAGCACUACGGAGUGUAUAGCUGUGAGGGCUGCAAGGGCUUCUUCAAGCGGACGGUGCGCAAGGACCUGACCUACACCUGCCGCGACAACAAGGACUGCCUGAUCGACAAGCGGCAGCGCAACCGCUGCCAGUACUGCCGCUACCAGAAGUGCCUGGCCAUGGGCAUGAAGCGGGAAGCCGUGCAGGAGGAGCGGCAGCGGGGCAAGGACCGGAACGAGAAUGAGGUGGAAUCCACGAGCAGCGCCAACGAGGACAUGCCAGUGGAGAAGAUUCUGGAGGCGGAGCUGGCUGUGGAGCCCAAGACUGAGACGUACGUGGACGCGAACAUGGGGCUGAACCCCAAUUCGCCCAACGACCCCGUCACCAACAUCUGCCAGGCUGCGGACAAGCAGCUCUUCACUCUGGUCGAGUGGGCCAAGCGGAUCCCGCAUUUCUCUGAGCUGCCCCUGGACGACCAGGUCAUCCUGCUCAGGGCAGGCUGGAAUGAGCUGCUCAUCGCCUCCUUCUCCCACCGGUCCAUCGCCGUGAAGGACGGGAUCCUUCUGGCCACCGGACUGCACGUCCACCGGAACAGUGCCCACAGCGCGGGGGUGGGCGCCAUCUUCGACAGGGUGCUGACAGAGCUCGUGUCCAAGAUGCGGGACAUGCAGAUGGACAAGUCGGAGCUGGGCUGCCUGCGUGCCAUUGUCCUCUUCAACCCGGACUCCAAGGGGCUCUCGAACCCGGCAGAGGUGGAGGCACUGCGGGAGAAGGUCUACGCGUCCCUGGAGGCGUAUUGCAAACAUAAGUACCCCGAGCAGCCAGGAAGGUUUGCCAAGCUGCUGCUCCGCCUGCCGGCCCUGCGCUCUAUUGGCCUCAAGUGCCUGGAACAUCUCUUCUUCUUCAAACUCAUCGGAGACACGCCCAUCGACACCUUCCUCAUGGAGAUGCUGGAAGCCCCCCACCAGAUGACUUAGGCCCCAGCCUGUCCUUCGCACCCACCCACCCACCCACCCGCCGGCCAUUCUGCCCGGCCGAGCCCGCCCUUGCCCCUUCUCCGCCUGGCCUGUUAGGACGUGGGGGCACCGCCUGCUAAGCCUGAGUGUGUGGCCACCUCGCUGUUUUCAGAGCUACUCGUCCACAAAGCUGGCCGUGGCUUUCCCGGGGCGACAGCCGAGCGGCAGGAACUGGCGUGAACCCCGGCCAGGCCCGGCAGGCCCCCCCUGGGUGGCGGGGGCAGCUUCCCCCGGGCCUCGCUGGUGUUUGGAACAUGCCACGCUCCCCUCCUGUGUUUGGAGUGACCUCCGUCGCCUCUUGUCGGGCACCCCCCAGCUGGCAUGCCCCGCCCAGCCUUGGGAGUGGGGCGCAGAAGACCCUCGACCCCCAGAAAGAUGAGGGGGGUUCUGGGGUGAGCAGGCUUCCCUUCCCUCACAGUGAUGGGCGAGCAGCCCCUUUUCCAAAGAUGACUUGCAGUGUGGCCCCUGAGCUGACCAGGCCAGGAGCUGACCUCUGUGUAGGGUUCCGGGGCCCCCUCGAGGCUGCGGGGAUGGGAGUCAUGCACCUCCCCACCUCGCUUUUCUCUUCGCAUUACUGUGGCUUCAGCUUCUCCCUCUGCACAGCCCUGCGCAGGCUGGGGUAACCAGACCCCAUGAGCGGCCCACCCUCAGUUCCAUCUGCUAUUCUAGUCUGCGUGGAGGGCAGGCUACCCCCCGUCUCCGCAGGGCUAGCCCACUGCCCAGCCUUCCUGGAAGUCCUGGGCCAUGCUGACCUGUCGUGGGCAGAGGCUGAGUCUGGGAGGCCCACAGGGAUAGGAGGGCGGGGAUGCUUUCCCCAGAGGGUCUUCAUGCAGCUGUGCACAUUUGGAGGGAGCCAGGAGGCCCAUGGGGGGCGUGCAGGGCCCAAAGGACUUGUAGACACAUAGGCCCAGCAGGAAGGGGCGAGUGGGGCUGCUUCCUGGAGCUGUUGGCAGGGAGGCCCCCUACGCUGGCUGCCUGUUGUGUGUAGGAGACUCUUGGAAUCGGGGACUGUUGUGGCCAGCGUCCUCGGGCCUGCAGCUAGAUGGCCCUCGGGGACAGCCAGCCCGGCUGUUGUCUCGUCUGGGUGACAGCCGCAUGUGGGCCUCCUUCAAACGCCUGCUCCGGUUGACGGCUCCCCAGUCCAGCGCUGCACCUGCUUCUGUAGCAUUUCCACCGACCCGGGCGGGGCGCUGCGUUCUGGGGCAGGGUGCUCUGAACUCUGGGCGCGCAGGGGCUCUCUCAGGUUGAACUGGCUUCUUUUGCACUGUAAUGUCCUCCUUUUGGUCUGAGUCCUUUCCAAUCUUAUGCCUCAUACUCCACGAACCCAGCGUUUGUCCUUGGAGGGAGGGGGUUGCUGAGCAGGGAUGGUGGGGUGGGGGUGAUGCGGGCAGCUCCUGUCUUCGCGGCCCCUGAGGGGAUGCUUUGUAGCCCUGGCUUCCCUCCUGCUGCCCCCACGAGCAGCCCUGGGAGGGGGGUGCCUUCCCCAGAGCCUGGUUCCCCAGCUGGUGCAAGGGUGCCCCAGGGGCAAGGCCAGGACAGGCCUCCAGGCCUCCAGCGGGAAGAAGGUGUCCCCUCUGCCUUCCAGAAUCCCCAGCCAAGCUGAAGGUGAGGCACCGGGCGGAGGCUCUAAAGGACUGCACAAAAUCCUCCUUCCUCUGCCGCCCGCCUGCUCGAAACAUGGGGAGGUGUCCCCUGCCCUGGGGGUGGUAUAGGCCGGGCGUGGAGGGUCUGCCCAGCUCUCAGCCUCUCCCGAAAGUCUCAGCAGCCUCUGGGGGCUUAGGUGUGACAGGUGGUGAUGCAGGCAGUCUUGGGAACUUCGUCUUGGGUUCCCCCCAUUGUGGGCACCAUAGACUGCCCCCCACCAACACCCCUGGUGCCUUCUGCAGCCAGACGCACCCCAUCAUCCAUGCCCCGCCCCCUCCUCCCCAGGGGCGUUGGGAAGGUGGGGACCUGCAGUGGAGAAAGCCCGGGACUGGGUCUGUGGGAGGGUUGGCUUCUGCUGGGGAACUCAGCUGUGACGGGCUCCGGGGGCCCCGGCUGCUUGUCCAUAAAGCCCUGAGGCCCCCAGACCACAGCUUCGAGAGCCAGAAGUCCCAGCCCGGCCGGCCCGCGGGCACAGCGCCGUGGGUGCGUGGGGCUGUCCUGCGUUUUCAUCCCUCAGCUGUCCUUGUCACGCAUUCAGUGCUGUUGGAGGAGGUGGCUGAGUGGGGAGAUGCACAUGGCUCAGUAGAGAGGUAGGAGGUUUAUUUAACCAGACCGAUAGUAGUGUUACCAAUGUGGUUCAAUUAAGGUGAUUUUUGUAAUUAUUUUUAUUAUUAUUAUUAUUUUGGUGGGACAAUCUUUAAUUUUCUAAAGAUAGCACUAACAUCAGCUUGUUAGCCACCUCUUGCCCAUCCCCGCCGCAGCCCGGCCAGGUGCUGCCUGGGCCCCGGGCAUCCGUGCCUCCGGCGCGUGUGUGACCUGGGGCCGGGGCUCCGCAGCCGGGGAGCGAAGAUGACCACGCCGUGUCCGCAUGGAGCCAGCUAAGCCCAUCGGGCACCUUGGAUGGACACCAGCCUGCCCUCAGCCCCGGGAAGCAUGUGGCCUCAGGCGGAGAUGGCCUCGUGCACCCCGGCUUGCCAUGUCUCCAUGCCCCUAAAGGAUUCAGGCCUGCGGCCAGUGCGGACACCACGCUGGAGCCCCUGGUCUGCGGGGGCCACCAGCAGGGCCCGGCCAGCGCGUGGCCACUGGGUAAUCGGCUGACGUUGUCCCCAUCAUGGAAUUCGGGCGCAUGGCCCGCUCCCCGUCCAUGUAGGUGUGCGGCCUGCCAUGUCUGUGCUGUCGGAGAAACUGCGUGGGGCUGCACACCGUCGACGCACAGCACAUGCAGAGCAGUUACCAACGUUGUGUCUUUAUUUGUAAUUAAGACUUUCCCCCAUUUUCCUAUCCAUUUGCUUCGUGUAAGCAAGUACAUAAGGACCCUCCUUUGGUGAAAUCCGGGUUCGAGUGAAUAUCUCAAGGCAAGGAGUGCAUCUAUUUUAAGAUGCUUUGGAGCAAGCAGCUUUAUCAGUCCCCCAUCCUUAGCAAUGCCUUAGCUGGGACACGCAGCGAACACUUGAGAGGGUGGCGAGUACAGAGAGUAGAGAUAAAAUGUCUAAAGCAUCGGGAAAGGUAAAAAAAAAAUCUAUUUUUGUACAAAUGUAAUUUUAUCCCUCAUGUAUACUUGGAUGAUGGGGGGGUGGGACUUGUUUUGUUUCUGCUUCUAGAGAUGGAGGAGAGUUUUCUCAGUGAAGGUGCGGAUGCCCCGCUGCGCUGCGCAGACGUCUCCCCUCGGGCAGGUGGGCCCCCGGCGGCCAGGGGUCUCCUCCUCUUCCGAGAGAUUCUUAAAGCCUUGCUCUGUUCUGCCCCUGUCGCCAGCCGGCCUCCCCGAGACUGUUUGACUGUGAACUUACUUCCCUGCGUGAUUGUUGUCUGAACGCCGCCGCCGUGGGUGCCGGGCACAGACGAACAAUGGUGUCAGAACGUGGAAAGGAAAACACAGAAAAACGUGAGAGGAGAAACAAAAUAUGAGCGUUUAAGAAUA